AUGAAUGAAAUACAACAACCAAUGAUCGUCCAUCUAUUUGAUGAUAAAGUUUUUAUGAAGACAUAUCUUAACCAGUAUGUUUUACUGAUUAAAUACAAUUACAUGGUAUGUCUUAGAAGAAUUUGUUCAUCUAUAUAUCUUUUCUUAAGUAACAAUGUCACAAUCUUUGAUUCUAAGAGGGUUGAAACUAUAAUACAAGAGCAUGUUAAAAAACAUCCAAUUUUAAAAUACUAUUAUGAUAUGUUUGUGUUUGAUGAAAUAAUAAAAUCAGGACAUUGUAUAUCUGAAUUAGAAGUUGUUCUAGAAAGAAUAUUUGAAUAA
This is a messenger RNA of Hepatospora eriocheir, 321 nucleotides long. The record is from the annotation of a GenBank genome assembly. NCBI's taxonomy places the organism in Eukaryota, Fungi, Microsporidia, Hepatosporidae.